AAUACAAAGUAGAAUCGUAUUUUAGUAGCAAGAUGCAGAGUUUAAUUUUGUUUCUCUGUUGUCUGUCAGCAUCACCAGAAGUAUUCGGUGAUACGGGUGGCAACAAUGGAGCAUCCUCUAACGGGCAAGCAACGAACGGACAAGUUGACCUUAACAUUCAGCAGUCAUCGGCACUGGACAACGGUAAUCAGCUUUCGCUGGGCAACUCGCAAAGCAGUCUCUCCGGCACAUCAAUAUCCUUUAACAACAAUAUCAACGGUGGUCUUCAAUUUGAUCCAACGCUUCCUGUAAAUCCGUACAUUUCUGGCAGUAAUUCGGCCAAUUCGUACGGUAGUGGUACCACCGGAGUCCUACAAAACAACCACCAGAGCUAUUCCAACAGCACUAACGACGGCCAGCAUCAUUCGGUGGUCAGUCAGUCGCAUAUCACCGGCAACGGCACCGGACUCUCGCUAAAUAAUUAUGUCAGUGGUGCUAUUUCAGCCAGCAACAGCACGGAUAGACCGCAGUAUUAUACAACUAUGUAUUAUUAUCCGUGCCCCGGUUGUUCACCACCCCCGUGUUGCCCUUCUCCAGGACCACCCUACUUUAGCGCAACCGAGUCACCAAUGUCCGCGCACUCUGAUCAGAGACAACGCAAAAUAGCGCCUCGGGCGAGAACUAGGAACCAGCAGCUAAAAGGACGAGGACAAGCUAAAGUGCACGAAAAGUCUCCAGUGCGUACUAAUCCUACCACUGCUCAAAGAAAAGUCCGUAGCAAACUCUAAAUUAUUAAUAUAAG
Paramacrobiotus metropolitanus is the source of this 781-nucleotide messenger RNA. RefSeq lists its product as uncharacterized. Lineage: Eukaryota; Metazoa; Tardigrada; Eutardigrada; Parachela; Macrobiotidae. The record is from RefSeq and is a predicted model, not a curated record. The transcript is spliced from 2 exons. The coding region runs from base 33 to 767 and encodes 244 amino acids.